CCACAUCGGAAACUCCGUCAAGGGAGGAAUUCAGCUCUCCUGGUCCUUCCUUUCUGCACAUGGGUUCUCCUUCGUCCGAACUCUCCACGGAAACACUUUACAUGCUACUCCUGUGGUUGUACUAAUGGAGGAGGCUUCUGCAAUCUUGGGUGGGUUUUAGUGCUUCAAGUCCUGAGCUUUCGAUUUGCAGAUACUUCGAAGACGGAGGAACUCUCUCUUGGGCUUCACUGGAGAUGUGCUUCUUCUUUUACUCCUGAAUCCUUCGACUUGUGAAAGUAACAUUGCAAUUUCCUUGAGCUGGACCUUGAGGAGCUGCGAAACAUGUACUCGUGUGAACCACAAUACUAAUGUCCAUGGACUGCAAUUUUUCUUGAGUGGUAGCUGUGAGCUGAAAAGUGUGAUAGUCAAUUCUGUGAGCUAGUGACACAUUCAGGUGUGUCUCAUUUUGAUGGCUUCCCUUUGUGCACUUCAGACGCAGUCCUGGCGCUCUCUGUGCUUUGCUCCUGCACGAUCUCCACAUUCCAACAUCUUCUUGGCUCCGUUUUCAUCUCCACUUGAUGUUGUUCCUCACCAAACGAAAUCGUUCGAAAGGGAAGGAUUCUGGGAUGGCUGCAGUGGGGAGUUUCCCGAUCUUUCUUCAGCAGCCAGAAGGGAAUUAGAAAUAUCCAUAUUUGGCCGGAGUGUUGUUGCAAGUACAAGGAGUACGCUAGGUAGAAGAGGACCGCGGACUAGGGGAAGUGCAGGGGUGGCAACAGAAGCAACCUUGGGGGGUGAGAUUACCUCAGAGAAUGCUAGCGCAGACCAGAAGAUCGGCCCGCUAGCGAUGGAGUUGACGAAGGACCUCACAGAGGAUAUCGUCCGGGAGGCACUCGUUUGGGCGAGCUUGCAUGGAGGAGUUGUGGGCGACAAAACAAAUGGGAAGUCAGGCACUUCGCCAGGCGUGGGGAUGGUCCAUGUGCCGCUAGCUCUGCUACCGACACCCUUUCCAAGACAAGCUUUUGAGCAAGCUCUUGAGCUUGCCACUCACUACAACACCCUCGUGGAUCGUGUUAGUCAAGACAGUCAUUUCCUUCGAGAAUGCCUUGCGCAUACACGUAAGGCAGACAGUUUUACAGCGAAGCUAAUGAACAUCUACGACCAGAUACUUGCAGAAGGCAUCGCACAGGACAUUCAGCUGGGGCUUCACCGUAGUGAUUACAUGUUGGACAUGGCGACUGGAGCUCUGUUGCAAGUGGAGAUGAACACAAUCUCAUCCUCCUUUGCAGGACUCGGCGCUUUGACAAGUCAACUGCACAAGUAUCUUAUCGGCCGGUUUGGGCAAGACUUGGGUCUCAACGUGGAGAAUGUACCAGAAAACAGUGCUGCAAAUGAUUUUGCGGAAGGUCUGGGUCAGGCUUGGUUGGAAUAUGGAAAUCCUAAUGCAGCUGUGCUGAUGAUAGUGCACGCAAAGGAGACGAAUAUGUAUGACCAGCACUGGCUCAGUUUCAAGCUGUAUGAGAAGUAUGGCGCCAAGGUGUUCCGAAGAACUUUUGCAGAAGUUGCUGCGCAGGCUAAACUUGACGAGAAGCGGACGUUGCUGAUCGGAGAGCAGCCGAUAGCAUUAGUAUACUUCAGGUCAGGGUACUCUCCAGACGACUACGUCUCCGACCGCGAUUGGGAUGUCAGGCUGCUGAUGGAAAGGUCAACCGCCGUGAAGUCGCCAAGCAUCUCCUAUCACCUCGUCGGUGCAAAGAAAAUCCAACAAGAGCUCACGAAGCCUGGAGUUUUGGAGCGGUUUUUACACGACAAGGACGCCAUUGCCAAAGUGAGAGAGUCCUUCGCAGGUCUCUGGAGCCUGGAGAACGAUGGCGGCGAUCACAUCCUUGAAGAGGCUGUUGCGAAACCCGAAGGGUUCGUGUUGAAGCCGCAGCGAGAGGGAGGAGGAAACAACAUUUACGGCAAAGAUGUUGCAACAACGAUUAAGAAACUGAAUCAAGAGGAAUUGGCAGCUUACGUCCUGAUGCAACGCAUCUUCCCUACAGUCCACGACUCUUACCUCGUCCGAGACGGCGUCUGCAGAACAUCCAAGAUCAUCUCUGAAUUGGGCAUCUUUGGCACUUACUUGAGAAAUGGGGAGAAGGAAAUUCUGAACAAACAAGCGGGCCACUUGGUGCGAAGCAAAGUGUCUGACUCUGAUGAAGGUGGUGUAGCUGCCGGCUAUGGCGUCCUCGACAGCCCAUAUCUCACCUAGCUUUGUUGCAACACAAAAAGAUGGUUGUUUUAGCAGCAUGAUGAGUGAGUUGGACUGUCGUUAAGCCUGCUUCUUUCUUUCUUUUUUAUUUUAUUUUCACAGCAGAAUCUCAUUUUGAACAACUCAGCUGGCCAAUGGGACCUGUCUUGCUCAUGCUUGCUUUGCUAUAUGCUAAUGUAUCAGUGACGUCCUCCUAAAUAACUGGGCGUCGCCUCCUGCUAAGAAUGGUAUCGUCUUUGGCAUUAUGCUUUUUCAUUGGUAACAGGCUACAUUCCAUAAUUGUUCAAGCUGUU
This is a messenger RNA of Physcomitrium patens, 2523 nucleotides long. Lineage: Eukaryota; Viridiplantae; Streptophyta; Bryopsida; Funariales; Funariaceae. The record is from RefSeq and is a predicted model, not a curated record.